Messenger RNA from Rotaria sp. Silwood2, 891 nucleotides. The record is from the annotation of a GenBank genome assembly. Lineage: Eukaryota; Metazoa; Rotifera; Eurotatoria; Philodinida; Philodinidae.
AUGAAUCAAUUAGACGGUCGAAAAUUAAAAAUCUCUGUUGUAACACCAAGCCAUAAUCGAUUAGAAUAUUUAAAGGAAGCUGUUAUGUCUGUUCAAUUUAGUGUGCUUGCACCGCUUGAUAUCGAAUUCGAACAUGUUAUUCAUGAUUGUGGUUCAACUGAUGGCACAAAAGAAUAUUUUAUUUCAAAUUUACCACCUGAAAAUAUUUUUUAUAUCAAAGAUCAAGGUGAUAAUAAAGAACCAACAAAAGAUCGGCAAUGGAUUCGAGCAACAGAAGAUUUACGUAAAGAUGGUAAAGGUGAAUUAGCUAAUAAUAUUUUAUUUAUACGAUCAGAACAUAAAGUACCACCUAGUCAAGCACGAAAUAUUUGUAUACAAAAAAGUACUGGACAAUUUAUUUGUGUAUUAGAUGAUGAUGAUGUUUUUCUUCAACGUACAAUUCAUCAUUUUGCACAGUCUAUUUUAAGAAAUCCAACAAAAAAAUUUUUUGUUUCGGAUUUUCUUCGUGUUAAUGAACAUCUUCAAUAUAUGUCACACGAAGAUUAUUAUGGUUGGGUUUUUUCAUCACCACAAGAAAUGCUUCAAGCUAUUUUUAGUAGUUGUCACUUUAUUCAAGGUAAUGUUUGUUUCAGUAGAAAACUUUAUGAUGAAGUUGGUGGUUAUGAUGAAUCAGUUGGUAUGGCAGAAGAUCUUGAUCUUUAUGUAAGAUUUUUAAUUCAUGGACAUUUAAACGUUUAUAUACCAAUGAUAUCACAUUUACAUCGUAUGCAUGCAGAUAAUUUUUCAAUUGGAUGUGAUCGUGAUCAUCAUUAUUCAGAUUUACGAGAUAUUUAUAAACGUAAUGAAGAGAAACUUAAAACAAUGGGUAUUAAAUUAAUAUUAUGUAAUUAA